CACCGGGCAGUGCGGUAGGUUUCUGGGGUAGAGAGGUGGCGAGUGCAGCGGGACCGGAGAGCGUCUUGUGGAGGCGGACCUUGUUCAACCUCCAUCCCUGUAUCAGCUGGAGCUUUAAAGGAGGUGGUGGUGGUGGUGGGGGGCAGGAGCGUCUGUUCGGACAAAGAAGGAGUUUGUACGUUUCUUUUUCCUUCUUUCUGUUUUUUUUAAAAACCAGGGUUUACUGUUUUACUUCACACUAAAGGGAUUCGCUUCGGAGCCCCAGGUUUCCCCACCUACCUACCACCCCUGCAGCGCUUGUUUGCACUGGGGUUUACACCGGGGGAGGUUAUAAGGCACCAGGGGAGCAGUGCACGUCCAAAACCUGCGCUGCAGCAUCAGUAACACCUAGAGCACCGUGCAGCAGCAGCAAGCAGCAGCAAGCAAGCAGCAAGCAUGCAGUGAGAGGAAAUCCUUUCAGAUGCUUUCCCACCUCAGACAGUGAGAGCAAAAAGGGGGUCGGAGGGGAGGAGGAUAUAUGGGAGAUUUGUUGGAUAUUCAUCACUCCUUCGUUGCAAAAACUUGUGUCCGGGAUGGGGAAGGAGCAGGAGCUGCUGGAAGCCGCCCGGACCGGGAAUGUCGCCGUUGUGGAGAAAUUAUUGAGUGGGAAGAAGGGGAUACUGGGGUCAGGCUCCGGCUCCAUCCCUCUGCCCAACCUACUGAGCAUGUGGAAGGGCCUGAAUGUCAACUGCACAGACAGCACAGGAUACACGCCUUUACAUCAUGCUUCACUAAAUGGACACAGGGAAGUGGUACUAAAGCUGUUGCAGUUUGAGGCGUCCACAAACAUCGCUGACAGCAAGGGUUGCUUCCCGCUGCACCUGGCCGCCUGGCGGGGAGAUGUGGACAUCGUCCGCAUCCUCAUGCACCACGGACCCUCUCACUGCCGUGUAAACCAACAGAACCAUGAGAGGGAAACAGCCCUUCACUGUGCAGCCCAGUAUGGACACACUGAAGUGGUCUCAGAGCUGCUUCAGGAGCUGACCGACCCCACCAUGAGAAACAGCCAACAGGAGACGCCCCUGGACCUGGCAGCACUGUACGGACGGCUGCAGGUGGUGCGCAUGUUGGUGAGCGCUCACCCUAACCUCAUGACCAGCCACACUCGCAAACACACUCCGCUUCACCUGGCUGCACGCAACGGACACCACAGCACCGUCCAGACCCUGCUCGAGGCCGGCAUGGACGUCAACUGUGUGACCGAAAAUGGCAGUGCCCUCCAUGAGGCAGCUCUCUUUGGGAAGAUGGAUGUAGUUCGCCUUCUGCUUCACUCAGGGAUUGAAACCAAUCUGAGAGACAGUCAGGGGAGAACAGCUCUGGAGAUCCUGAGAGAACAUCCUGCACCGAAAUCCCAGCAGAUCACUGCUCUUAUCCAAGAAUAUAUGAUGGACGAGAUUGAGAGGAGAAGCAUUGUGGAGGAGCCUGUUCGCAAGUGUCCCAUCCCUGCACCUCGAACUUCUGUCCCCUCGCCCUCUGCCUCCCCCUCCCUCAGACACAAGAACGAUGCUGUGACAAGUGAGCUGUCCAAACUGCUCCAUGAGAUCAAAAAGUGCCGAGACAGGGACUACUCCUUCGAGGAGCUCUGCCACACCAUCUCCUCCCACUCCAUGGAUAGCUUUGGCAGUGGGCGGCUCUCUGAUGAGGAGCGCCCGGAUCGACCCAACGGCACUCUGACUCGAGUCAGCAAGCGGCCGACCCCUCCUCUCCCUCCGGCCCUGGAGGAGGAUGAGGCAGAAAAGGGCUGUGGCCCCACUGGAUUCUGGGAGGCCUUGACACCCUGCAACGGCUGCCGCAAUCUGGGCUUUUCCAGCUUGUCACAGAAUUCAAAGCAUUCAGCAGAGAUUGUCACCUCGCCGUCUCUGGAUGUUUUCCUGCCAGAGGACGAGGACAACCCGUACGAGUCCGUGACCACAGCCGUCACACGCAAACCUUGCUCACUCGAUAUCAACCACCGGCUCAACGCCUGUCCACGCAAUGGUCACCUGUCCCAUGUAGCGGUGAGUGAGGGGGAGUACAGUAACCAUGGCAACUGCUCAACGGGCCCAACUCCAGACUGCUCUCCCCCCUCCCCCGACACGGCCCUGAAGAACAUUGAGAGAGUCAUCCGCCCACAGCCCAAACAGCGCACCUCUCUGUCUUCGUCCCUUGACGUCCAGAGGCCGGUUAACCACAGCUGUGAGCCCAGCGAGGUGAGCUCAUCCCUGGGCUACGCCAGCUUCAGCACCAGCCCCCCUGCCAGCCCUCCACUCAGCCCCAACCAGGAGGACUCUGCAGGCUCCAACGACGACUGUCCGCUCACAGACGACGGGCGAGACCCACCUGCUCCUCCUCCUCCCUGCUCUUCCUCUUCCACAUCCAAUACUCUAUUGGAGGAGCGUAGGAAGAGCCACAUCCCAGAGGAGUUUGCGGGCCUCCUUCAUGGUUCUUCCCCGGCUUGUGAAACCCCUGAUACACCUUACCAUCUUUACAACCCCAAACCUCGCACAUAUGCCCCUACAGAAGUCCAGAGCAGCCUGUUGCAGACCCCUGAGUUCAGCAUCGUGAUUGGAGGAGGACCCACUCAAGUCUUCCCCAGGACAGGAAGCGAGUCGUCUCCUCAGUCAACCGCCAACGACCCCCAGAAGCCACAAGUGGUGUACCGGACUAUCUUCCAUACUAGGGUCAACCAGGACCAGGCCCGACCCAGGAAUUGCGAGCAGGUUGAUCAACCUCGUGGCUGGUCUACACUGGACCGCCCACCCUCCUUCUACUCUGGUCAUAACGGGGAAGUUCCAGAGUUACGGGGGAUCCACACAGGAGGUGUUUCCAAGGGCAGUGCAUCAGGUGCUGGCUACGAAGAGCGGGCUUGCACCCUGGGGAGGAUGAGGUCCAUGCCCCGCAGUGUGUUGGACCUGCAGCUGUCCAAGUCUCUGUCCAAGUCUGAUUCCAACCUGGUAGCUGUGUCUCCCAUACAGGAGGAGCACGGCUGGGGGUCUGGAUCUCGUGGCCAAGGACCUGGAAGUCCCAACCCAGGAGAGGGUGCUAGCCCAGGCGGGAGGCUGGAGAGAACACCCUCCUUCACUGCUGAGUGGGAAGAGAUCGACAAGAUUAUGAGCUCCAUUGGGGCAGGAAUAGGCAGUGGAUUGGACAUCAAGGAGGACACCUCAGGUCCCCGCUGCCCGCUGCAGUCCGUGGGCCAGUGGCUCGACUCCAUCGGCCUGGUCCAGUACGAGAACCACCUGCUGGCCAAUGGAUUUGACAACGUCCAGUUUAUGGGCAGCAAUGUGGUGGAAGACCAGGACCUGCUGGAGAUUGGGAUCCUCAACUCGGCCCACAGACAACGCCUCCUGCAGGCCAUCCGGCUGCUGCCCAGGGUGCGACCCAUCGGUUAUGAUGGCAACAACCCCACAUCGGUGGCAGAGUGGCUGGAGUCGUUGGAGCUCGGCGACUACACCAAGUCCUUCCUCAUCAACGGUUACACCUCCAUGGAGCUGGUCAAGAAGAUCUGGGAGAUUGAGCUCAUCAAUGUAUUGAAGAUCAGUCUCAUCGGACACAGAAAACGGAUCUUGGCCUCAUUGGGGGACCGGCUACACGAAGACACCCCACAAAAACCUCCGCGGGCCAUCUCCCUAAGGGAGCCCGGCGGAAACCACACUCCUCCCCAGCUCAGCCCGUCGGUGGGCCAGGCAGCGUACGCCGCGGGGGUCCCGGGUGGAUCUCUGGACGUGCAGCACCUCAUCAUGCAGGCGGACGCCCGGCGCAGGCAGCGCAGCAAUGACAACUACUUUGAGGACGUGCCGCGAUCCAAGCUGGAGCGACAGAUGGCCCAAGUCAGCAUGGCAGGCGAGUGGUGCGAGCCGAUCACGUUGCGUCCGCCGAACGAGGCCACCUCGUCCACUCCAGUGCAGUACUGGCAGCAUCACCCCGAGAAGCUCAUCUUUCAAUCCUGUGACUAUGAAGCCUACUACCUGGGCUCCAUGCUGGUGAAGGAGCUGAGAGGGACGGAGUCCACACAAGACGCUUGUGCCAAAAUGAGGAAGUCGACAGAACAGAUGAAGAAGGUGCCGACUAUCGUACUCUCCGUGUCCUACAAAGGAGUGAAGUUCAUAGACGCCACAAAUAAGAACAUCAUAGCAGAACAUGAGAUUCGUAACAUCUCGUGUGCGGCUCAGGAUCCAGAGGAUCUGUCUACAUUUGCCUACAUCACCAAAGACCUCAAGUCCAGUCACCACUACUGCCAUGUCUUCACUGCUUUUGAUGUGAACCUGGCGUAUGAGAUCAUCCUGACACUCGGCCAGGCCUUCGAGGUGGCCUACCAGCUGGCCCUGCAGGCCAGGAAGAGCGGCCACGGAUCGUCCACACUGCCGGAGAGCUUUGACAGCAAGCCCAGCAAACCUGUCCCCAAACCUCGCGUCAACAUCCGCAAAUCUGUCAUCAUGCCCCCCUCCAGCCGCUGGUCACUGGGCCACAUUUACACCCCUCACCGGCCUCCUCUCCACCCUCCUCUUCCUCCCCCUCGACUCUUCCAUCUUCCUCACAAAGCUCAGUCACAGGUCCUCCACGCUUUUCCUUCUCUUAUCCUUUAUUUCCACAUGAUUUUGCUUUUAGUCGAGGAGACAGCGCCGUCUGUAAGUGCUUCCAUUUUAUCCUGUCGCUCUGCAUCCUUGUGUGUUCUCUUUGCAGUGACUGUUUAUGUGUCUCAUUCUUCGGUUACUACCUUUAUCUCCAUAUCAACAGUUAGUAGCAUUGCUAUAAAAACAGGCAGAUGUGACACUUCAGCCACUCCUGCAAAGCCGACCCAUUUCAUUUCUUUACAGCUAAUACAGCGAGCCGAAUGCAGCCCUCGACUUUAGUGCCUCAGUUUUUAUAUGCCCUACUGCACCAAUUCAACCGCUGGAUGGGGGAUACACUGCCUCCUUAAAGAUGCACAUUUGAGAUGGUAAAUGUAUAAAUAAAAAGUGUUUAAAGCAAUAACCACUACUUUAAAAUCAGUUUACAAAAACACUUCAGCCUGUUAAAACCUACACUGAAUGCUUUGAAUGAGCUUUUACACUUUUACAGCGAUUUCCCUUCUGAUCCACACUGCUUUUCUCCUCCUCAUCCACAUUGAAUUUUUAAAGGAUCAUCAAAAGACGACUGCACUAUCAAGAGCGUACACAGUGUGUCAAAAAAUGAUUGAGUGUAAUAGACUGCCAUUGCAUGUUUUGCAUCGGCUUGGAUAACCGAGGUUGCUGCCCUUUGAAGGUCUGCAGAGCCAAAUCACACUCUGGAUGUCCCUGCAGCAUUACUUCAUGUUCUUACGGUCCGACCCUUCUGCAGAAAAAAAAAAAAAACAAACAAAAAAAAAGGGGGUGUUGAUCUAAAACUUAUUUUGAAGGCAGACAUAGUUCAGUCCGUGGCUUCAUGUGUGGUGGAUGAAUUUGAGGCUGAUCCCGGUGAUGCUCUGAAUGAGUUCUUCACUAAGCAUGAUGGUGUUGUGCUGCUGUGAGUUUGAAAGUGUGUUUGUCCUUAAUCCUGUAACCCCAUAACAAGAUUAUAAGGUCUUGCUGUGGUUGUGUGAGAGGGAGAGGAUAGAGAACUGGAUUAAUAUUGUAGUUAGUUUCUGUAUUGUUGCUGUAGCAGUGUGUUCAGACAAGAUAAGAGAAACAUGGCUCUGUUAGUGUACUGCAGAACUCUGAUAUUAACCCUGUUUACUCCAGAAGUACAUCUUUAAUGCUUGUUAUUAUUUAUAUUUAGUUGCAUUUAAUAUUUGUAUUCAUGUAUAUAAUUAGCAUAAGACAGACUACAAAGACAAAUUUAGUCUUCUACUGUCAAAACUGCAGCUCUUACAGUCACAUUGCCCCUCCCCCCAAAAUCAUGUGAAAUUAAACCAAUAGAUUGGAGGAAAAACACCCUCAGCAACAAAACCCAGCUUCUUGAUUGGUUGCCGUGGGGUUAUUUUUGAAAGCAUUGUAGAUUGUUUGGUUUGUUUCUCAGCUUUGAAGCCACAAUAAGCUUCGCAGUGGCAGUAGCAGAGGAGAGUCAACAGCCCUUUGACAACUGAAAUUGUUAGGAUGUACAGGAAGUGCACUGCUGCAAAUACAGCACAUGGUAAUAGUAGAGGACUGGCAGGAUGCACAGAUAUGGGUUUCUUUAUGUCAGACUGUGAGCUUCUGUCCAUGAUCAUCUGUAAUCUGUAUCCCAUCUCCCUCUCAGUUAUUAUUUUACAUUACAUUACUUCGUAUGCAGCACAUGCUCCACCUCACUUAUUCUACCGUCUAACUCUGUUUUCACUGACUUUAUUGGCAUGAAGUUGUAUGAGAAAAUUUCCUCUACAGCGUGUAAAAUGUCGAUUCUCAACAGAAACCGUUUGCAUUCAAAACGUGUCGUGAUGAAUUGUUUGGUUUGAAAACAUGAAUCCUAAAGUACAAAAUCAAUACAGUAAUGUGAAGUGUUUUCAAAACUGAGAAUAUGCAGGUCAUUGAAAAUAAUUUGGCUCUUGUUCCUACUUCUCUUUCU
Messenger RNA from Dicentrarchus labrax (European seabass), 6516 nucleotides. It is a transcript of the gene anks1b, whose product is annotated as ankyrin repeat and sterile alpha motif domain containing 1B. The record is from RefSeq and is a predicted model, not a curated record. Gene Ontology annotation, molecular function: protein binding. The transcript has 27 exons. Gene Ontology annotation, cellular component: cytosol. Bases 573 to 4871 code for a protein of 1432 amino acids. Lineage: Eukaryota; Metazoa; Chordata; Actinopteri; Moronidae.